This is a messenger RNA of Kalmanozyma brasiliensis GHG001, 1245 nucleotides long. Its product is annotated as Endoplasmic reticulum vesicle transporter, C-terminal. The transcript has a single exon. Lineage: Eukaryota; Fungi; Basidiomycota; Ustilaginomycetes; Ustilaginales. Gene Ontology annotation, biological process: endoplasmic reticulum to Golgi vesicle-mediated transport; retrograde vesicle-mediated transport, Golgi to endoplasmic reticulum. The record is from RefSeq and is a predicted model, not a curated record. The coding region runs from base 1 to 1245 and encodes 414 amino acids. Gene Ontology annotation, cellular component: Golgi membrane; endoplasmic reticulum; COPII-coated ER to Golgi transport vesicle.
AUGGCCGACCUCCUGGACUCGCUCGACAGGCUGCCCAAGAUCCGCCAGUUCGAUGCGUUUCCCAAGACACAAUCCAUCUACACGCAGCGCUCGUCUCGCGGUGGUCUCCUUACCAUCAUCUCGACCGUCACGCUUCUGGCGCUGCUAUGGACCGAGCUCUCGUCGUACCUCUACGGCGAGCGCGCCUACUCGUUCCGUGUCGAUGAUCAGCUUCAAUCGUCGAUGCAGAUCAACCUGGACAUGACGGUCGCCAUGAAGUGCCACUACCUGACCAUCGAUGUUCGCGAUGCUGUUGGGGACCGAUUGCACGUUUCCGACUCGGAGUUCACCAAGGAUGGGACGACGUUUGACAUUGGACAUUCGAACCGACUCGAUGCGAUCCCUGUUCGGGAGGUUUCGGUGCAAAAGACCAUCAAUCAAGCACGCAAAAAGCCUUUGUACAGAAAGAAGCCUAAGAACCGCAAGUUCUCUCGUCAGAUCGCAUUCGCCAAGACGGCGCAUAUCGUCCCAGACGGUCCCGCCUGCCGCGUCUACGGCAGCAUGGAGGUCAAGAGAGUGACUGGCAACCUGCACCUCACCACCCUCGGCCACGGAUAUCUCAGCUUCGAACACACCGAUCACAAACUCAUGAACCUCAGUCACGUCAUCCACGAGUUCUCCUUCGGUCCUUACUUCCCAGAGAUCUCCCAACCGUUGGAUUCGUCCGUCGAAACGACGGAUAAGCACUUUACGGUCUUCCAAUACUUCGUCUCCGCUGUACCGACUCUGUUCAUAGACGCAAGGGGGAGGAAGUUGCACACGCACCAGUACAGCGUUACAGAUUAUACGAGACAGAUCGAACACGGAAAAGGCGUGCCGGGCAUCUUUAUCAAGUACGACAUCGAGCCGCUGCAGAUGACCAUCCGAGAACGGUCGACGGGGCUGGUGCAGUUCCUGGUGCGAUUGGCGGGGGUGUUGGGUGGUGUAUGGGUUUGUGUAGGGUACGCGUUCAGGGUGACGAACCGGAUGGCGUUGCUGGCGACCAGGGCGGGGGGCGAGAGGGAUAGCCCCGAAUCGUACGCCGCCAGCUACGGGUAUUCAAGACCGGGACUGGAGAAGAGCAACAGCUGGGUCAAGGCGAACGAUGCGGUGGACAAGCUGAAGGAUAAGUGGGCCGGAUUCGGUGGCGGGAUGGGGAGAAGCGGACAUAGGAAAGUGGACAGCGUGCAGCAGAGGAUCUUGUCAGAGGAGGGGAGAGCCUUUUGA